CGUCAGAUUGUGCAGGGACAGUCAGCUGAUGGUUCUAAUCCCACCUGCUGUUGACUUCACGUUGACACAUUUGGGCAGCGUUUCGCUGAAAUACGGUCAGACAGCAUGGGGAGCGGGGACAGAAUAGUGCUGUUGUGUCUUUUUGUACACGCUACCUUCGUUUUGGCUUGUUGUUACAUCGACGUCGAAACCGGGCCUAGCACCGGCGUAUCGACACAGCAGAACGGAGAUCGGUUUAAAAUUGAGGGAAGAGCGAUAGUCCCGGGCGUGAGGACACAAGACUGGGUUUCUACAGCUCGAGUUCUAGUCGAAGGUGAAGAAUAUGUCGGCUUUUUGAGAACUGAUGGGAGUUUUUCUGUGAACGACAUCCCUUCUGGAUCUUACGUUGUAGAAGUCAUUACUCCUUCUUAUAGAUUUGAACCAGUACGUGUUGACAUCACUUCAAAGGGCAAAAUGAGAGCGCGGCUUGUUAACUACAUUAAAAUUUCAGAAGUAAUUCGCCAUCCGUAUCCUCUGCAAAUCCGAUCCAGCGGUCCCCACAGCUACUUCAUGAAGAGGGAAACCUGGGGCUGGACAGACUUCCUCAUGAACCCUAUGGUUAUGAUGAUGGUUCUUCCUCUGCUGAUCAUUGUUCUGUUACCAAAGGUGGUAAACACCAAUGACCCAGAGAUGAGAAAGGAAAUGGAGCAGUCCAUGAACAUGCUGAACCCCAACCCGGAGCUUCCAGAUGUCUCCGAGCUCAUGACCAAACUCUUCUCCGGCUCCAAGGGCUCUGGCAAACCUGGCAGCGGCAGUAAGGGCAGCAGGCCAGCUGUCAAGAGGAGGUAGUACACUGUGAGAGCGCCGGGGAGAAGCACCACUCGUGCAUUGGAAGAAAGAGUUUUAGCUGUCAGCGCUCCAUUGUAUAUAGAUGUCUGGAGUCCUAAUAAUAUAAUUAUAGACAGUAAGUAAAAUAACCAUUUUUUUAAUACUGCACUGGUAUAAAUAACUUACUCUUAAUACUUAAACGCUGUCUUACUCCAGUUGUUCUCCACUCUGUUCUCGUCUACAUGUCAUUGAUCUGCAGUCUUUUCUGUGCUAAAUCACCAGUGUGCAUUUUCCACUGCUGCUAAUUCUGCUACCUGAAAGACGACUGUACACAAAGGUUUUGUUUUUGAAUUGAAUUCAGUAUGACUGUGAAUGAUGAAUCAUUGAAUUUUAAGUCUGACAAAUUAUUUAAAAGCCUACAGAAAUAAAUUCAAUAUUGUAUAA
Messenger RNA from Thalassophryne amazonica, 1251 nucleotides. RefSeq names its product ER membrane protein complex subunit 7 (gene emc7). Lineage: Eukaryota; Metazoa; Chordata; Actinopteri; Batrachoidiformes; Batrachoididae. Bases 106 to 828 code for a protein of 240 amino acids. Gene Ontology annotation, molecular function: carbohydrate binding. Gene Ontology annotation, cellular component: EMC complex. The record is from RefSeq and is a predicted model, not a curated record. The transcript has 5 exons.